Neltuma alba is the source of this 1389-nucleotide messenger RNA. RefSeq lists its product as uncharacterized. Gene Ontology annotation, molecular function: zinc ion binding; nucleic acid binding. The transcript has 3 exons. The record is from RefSeq and is a predicted model, not a curated record. NCBI's taxonomy places the organism in Eukaryota, Viridiplantae, Streptophyta, Magnoliopsida, Fabales, Fabaceae. Bases 1 to 1389 code for a protein of 462 amino acids.
AUGGUACGGACACGAUCCCGACAAACUGAUCAGGGUGGGGAUGAAUCCACAAACCCACCUAAUCAACCACCGAAUCCUCUGCAGUUUAACCAGGAGACUUUACUGCAACAGUUAAAGGAAGUGGUAGUUACGGUGGUAGAUGAGAGAGUAAGGAAGAUGGAGGAAGAUUUGAGAGUCAAGAAAGCUGUGGAAGAGUUUGAAGGGAGUGGGCUUCCUGGACCAUCUGUGAGAAAUUCUGUCACCCACAGGGGUUCUAUUGAAGGAACCAGAGAAGAGAGUAGUUCACAAAGGCAACCAGGAAAAGAAGAAGCAGUGAACCUUAAAAGCGUAUGGAAGGAUAUAGAGCGGCAUCACCCAAAGACUUUUGAUGGGGGUAUGGAUCCUGACAAAGCUGAGGCUUGGAUCGAUGAUAUGGAGACAAUAUUUAAAGCCUGUGGCUGUAAUACCUACCAAAGGGUACAAGCAGCGGUAGUUUUACUGAGGGACCGAGCUAAGAGGUGGUGGAGGAGCCAUAAUGAUAACCCAGAGUGGAUGGCCCGACAAUUGAUAGAACGGGCGAGGCCAGAGUUGAAGCAGCAAAUGGCCUUAUAUGAGUUUAAGAGUUUCGAGGAUGCUUGCACGAAACUCAGGAUGACAGCUCGCAGAACCCGAGAGGUAGAGGAGAGCCGACGUCGGGAUAACCAGGGCAGAUUCUCCAGUUUUAUGAGGCCAAUAGGAGGAAUCAAUAAAAAGAAUAGCUAUAGUUAUGGGAGCUCGGGUAACUCAAGCAGAGGCAAGAGCCAGAAUCAGAAGAAUUCAGCCCGUGGAGGCUUUAUGCAAAGGAGACAGCCUCAGGGGAGCCGUAUAGCAGGAGAUCGGAGUGUCCACCAUGAGCUUGCCAAGUCUACACCAGGUGUUAGUGGUCCUUGCAUGAGAUGUGGGAGAAAUCACCCAGGACAGUGUUGGGAAUGCUACCGAUGCCAUAAGUUCGGACAUAUAGCUCGCAAUUGUCCAGAGACACUGCAGCAGACUCCUAGUUUCAGAUCCACGGUGCCCGGGAGAGUUUUUGCUUUGACUAGAGAGGAAGCUGGUAUGUCUCCUAAUCUGAUUAGAGGUACUGUCUCUCUUCAAGGACAUGAUAUACCUGGUAUUGAUGUGAUUAUUGGUAUGGAUUGGCUAUCAGCAAAUAAUGCCAUUCUGGAUUGUAAAAGGAAGAUAGUAACUCUUCCUUUGUGCACUACGAUAGUUGAGGCUAUUAAUGGUCGUUUGUGGUUAUCUGCUACUCAAGCGACUAAGUGUAUUGAGAAGGGUUGUCAGGCGUAUGCUGUUUUCUUUUCCGUUAGUACGGAUAAAGAAGUUGGUAUAGACAAAUCGAGGGUAGUAAAGGAGUUUCCUGAGGGUGUUCACUGA